AUGCUAACAGAUAGUCCAUCUUAUAAACGUUCCAAUAAGGAGAACUCUCCAAAAUACUGCUCUGUUAUCAGAUAAAGCAAUAUAUCUCAUAAGCUUAUCAAUGAAGUCUUAAACAUCGGAUCUGAUUAUCUCCAGGAUCAAUUGGAGUAAAUAGAUCGUAAAAUAAUUCAAUACCAAUGUAACAUCAAGUAGAAGAUAACAACUCUACUUGGUGAAUCAACAUGUUCCAUUGACUAAUAGAUAUAUCAAAACAAACUACAAGAUUUACGAAUGGAAGAACAAAAGUACUAUAAACAAAUAAUUUAGUUAUCAGUAAAUGCAAAGUGAUAUUGAUAAAUAAUAAUCUGUACUUUAUGACUAUUACGAAACUGAAUUCAAUAAACUCAAAUUACAAUAUGAAGUGGCUACAUAAGAACAUCAGUAAUUCAUUAAAGAAAGAAGUGAAGUUCAUCAAACCUAUAAUUAAAUCUUGGAAACCAAAGCCAUGUUAUAAGAAGAUUUGAAUGGGAAGCUCCUCCAACGAGCAGAGUUGGUUGGUUAGAAAGAGGAAUUAGAAGAGUUUGUAGAACAACUCAAAAAUGAGCAUCCUUAACUUACUGAAAUUGUUGAAUCAAUUUAUUAAUGUGAUCAAAAAGCCAAAGAUAUUGUUAAAAAUAUUAAUAAUAUUACAAAUCAGAUUUAAUUAUUAUAUUGUUAACAAGAUGAGAAAAAGAAAUAACUAGCUUCAUUUCAUUAAACCACUUUACUUGAAGUUUAGGUACAUCAAUAAACCCAAAAAGUUAAAUCUUUAAGAAAUAAGAUUGUACCUAUCUAAAAAAGCCUGAAUCUACAGCAUCCAGAUUCUAUUCUUAAUGAAUUUGUUUUGUAUUAUGGAAAUUCACCCAUUUAACUGGAGUCUAUAGAAUUUUAAUCCAAAUUGUCUACUUUUAUACAGCAAUUUCGAAAUAACCUAUUUAAAUAAGGGAACUAAGGAAAUAACUGGGGAAGUAUGAAGGAAUUUGUUUUCUAAUUGGAGCAAUUCAUUUUAGCUUCUUUAUCACAAAGAUUAAUUUAAUUUUAGCUAUCUGUAAUAAUUAUUUACUUAUAUAGGAUUUGAAACAUAGCUUGAAACAAUUUGGAGAUGAGCUGUUAUUAUCUAAUGAAGUUUGCACUAUUGAUUAUUAAGUAGAAGUGAAAAAACAAUAAAUAAGAGAAUUAGAAGAUGAAAAGUCUUCAACCUUAUAUAGAAGAGAAAUGUAUAUCUGUCUUUCAUUAAUAGAUUAUAUGAUUAAUUUUAAGACAGGAUUAGUUAAUAAAGCGAUGCUGCUUUUCAAUAGUAUCAGGAUUAGAAUGAAGAAGAGCUUAAUAAUAUUUUAACUUAAUUUGGUAAUUCAGAAUAUAAGUCAAUUCUUGAUUAGACUAUGAAGGAGAUGAAGUAGUUAAUGCAGGAUUAAGAAGAAGUAAAAUCCAUUUUAAUAUUUUAGGAAUAAUUUAAUAAUACUUAUAAGCUACUCUAAUAAUAUUAUCUUUAAGAUUUAGCCAUUAAGACUAAUAUCCAAAUUGUAGACUAAGAAAUAAUUCCACAAUUAAAGAAUAUUUCAUAAUCAAUAAUUAAUGCAAAGAAAGAGUUCGAAAAAGCUAGUGGAAGCGAAAGACCUUUCGUUGAACGUUAAAAUAAAAUAGAAUAUGAAAUUGAAUAAUUAGAAUAAGAAUUCAAGAAGAAAAUAGAUCAUUUUAAUAAUUAGGAGACAGAAUUAUAAAAAUACUUAGGUUCAAUAAAGUUAGCGAUUGAGAACACUUAAGAGUAAUUAUUGUCUAAAAAUAAACCUAAUAAGGCAUUGUUGGAGUAAGAAAUAUUACAACUCAACAAUAUGUUGACUUAAUUAUAAGAACAAAAAAAAUAGAUUGAAGCUUCAUAAUUUAGCAAAUCUCCUCAAAAGACUGAUGCAAGUAGAAGAAGUUCUAAUGGAGGUAUUUUAGCAAUUUCAAAAUCUUUAAACCAAUUUUAGAAAUUGCGCAAAGAGCCAACACCAAAUAGUUUUAACAACAGUGUGGUAAAAGGUAUAACACCUUCAAAAGAAUCCUCGAAUUUGUAUCAUGUUGCUAAAUAUCCGAAGCCAAAUUGCAAAUCAUCAUAAGAAUUACGUCUAAAAUCCAAUAUUUCCUUAAAAUCAAUAAAAUGA
Molecule: messenger RNA, 2162 nt
Organism: Paramecium octaurelia
Lineage: Eukaryota; Ciliophora; Oligohymenophorea; Peniculida; Parameciidae
Source: the annotation of a GenBank genome assembly